AUGGCCACCACAGCUGAAACAUCCAACCCCGGUCCUCAAACCCAGGUUAGCUUGACCUCAAAAGUCAUCGCAAUCACCGGCGCCAACCGGGGAAUCGGUCUCGGAAUCGCCGAAUGCUGCCUCACCAACGGCGCCGCACGAGUCUACUCAAUCGACAUCAACCAACCCGGCGAAGAAUUCACACAGCUCUCCACCCGCUACCCAAACCGCCUCUUCUCCCUCACCGCCAGCGUGUCCGACGAAUCGACCAUCACGGCCGCAAUCGACCAGAUCAUCGUCGAGGCCGGAGCCUUGCACGGUAUGGUCGCCAACGCGGGACGAACGCACCAUAAAGCCGCGCUGGACUUCACAACCGAGGAAAUCGAAUCACUAUUUAAUGUUAAUCUCUUCGGGGCGUUUUAUACCGCGCGCGCGGCUGCGCGCGCGUUUAUUAAAUUAGGCAUUAAGGGCUCCGUCGUGUUUACGGCGUCGAUGGCUUCGUAUCGUCCGAAUAAGCGCGUCCCAUCAGCCCCCUACGGCGCCUCGAAGGCCGGCAUCCGCAACAUGACGCAUACCCUGGCCAUGGAGUGGGCGCAGUACGGCAUCCGGGUGAACAGCGUUUCCCCGGGUCUGGUGAACACCGCCAUGACGUAUUGGGUGCCGCAGCAGCCAGACUGGGAGCAGCAGAUGAAAUACUACGGGGGAUUUCCGCGGUUGGCGGAGGUGCAGGAGCUGGGGGGUGCGUAUGUCUAUUUGCUGAGUGAUGCGGCGAGCUAUACGACUUCGAUUGAUAUUCCGGUUAAUGGGGUUGUUGGGAUUUGUUGA
Aspergillus affinis is the source of this 804-nucleotide messenger RNA. RefSeq names its product NAD(P)-binding protein. Gene Ontology annotation, molecular function: oxidoreductase activity, acting on NAD(P)H, oxygen as acceptor. Bases 1 to 804 code for a protein of 267 amino acids. Gene Ontology annotation, cellular component: intracellular anatomical structure. The transcript is spliced from 4 exons. The record is from RefSeq and is a predicted model, not a curated record. Lineage: Eukaryota; Fungi; Ascomycota; Eurotiomycetes; Eurotiales; Aspergillaceae.